AUGGUGCCCACUCGAUCCUUCCUUUUGGUGCUCCUUGCGGAAGCACUUUGGCUUUGCCGCUCAGAGGACCCGGAGGCCUCUCUGUUGGCCGGGGACGAUGCCUGCACUGACUCCGAAGAGGGUGAGUGCAGCGUCUCUUUGCGUCAGCUUCGUCUAGGCCGGCAACAGGCGGAGGCGGAGGAAGGGUACGACCAAGAAGAGGUCGAGCCUGUCUCCAUCGUCCUGCCCUGCACAGAGCAGUCCGAGUUUGCCGCCGACUACGUCAAGGAGCAUGUCCAAGACAUAGAAGCGGAGGGCGCAGACAGAGGUUGCUGGCAGGCGAAUGUUUACUACAGGGAGGCCAACAAUGCGAUCACCAUGCCUGGUACGCACCGGAUGCGCCUACCUUCUCCAGAGAUCUGCCAGGGGGCAUGCGCGAAAACCCCUGGUUGCGGCCAUUUCUCCUUCUGGAGGGAUGGAGGUUGCCUUUUGACCAGUUCCGGUGCUCAUGCCAUCCCCCAUGGCGGCGUGGUCUCUGGCCCAGGAAGUUGCACUGAUGCAGCAGGUGCCGGCGCCAGUGCUGGUCCAACUUACACUUACACCGCCCCAAGUGUGAUGACGGUGAAAGCACGUGGCGGCUUAGAGCCCCCUAAGGAGGUACAGCAGUACAACGGCGUCGCCUGGCCAACCAUGAAGAUCGCGGAUCAGAAGAAAGAGUACCAUAUGUUUGCCAUCGGCGACUGGGGAAGCUUGGUUGGAACUCACCCAGGUCAAAUGGUCCAGUACAAGGGCGGUCAAACCAAUGGUCCUCACACAAUGGCUCGCUGGCGAGGAGGGUGCAACACUGACACGAUGAGGUCUUGCUUUGCUGGCGAAUCUUGCCCCAAAUCCUGCAACUACGUGCCCGAUGCGGACUAUCGGGCGCAGGUAAAUGUGGCAACCACCAUGAAAAAGUUCGCCAAAGAACGUAAGCCAGACCUCUACAUCAACGUAGGAGACAACUUCUACUGGGGAGGUGUGAACACAGCUUGCGGAACGCCGAUGAACAAGAUCCAUCCGGUGACAGCACACCAGUUCACGGAGAUCUUCGAGAAAGUCUACACCGGCGAUGGCGUGGAUGGAAAGCCAUGGCUCAGUGUACUCGGCAACCACGACUACGGCGGCUUCCAGUUCAACAAGGCGUGGGACCAGCAGAUCGCCUAUACCUGGGCCAGCGAUCGAUGGGUGAUGCCAGGCCAGUAUUUCAUGCAGCGGGUGGAGUAUCCGGAGUUUUCCGUGGAGAUCUUCAUGCUGGACACCAAUGCUAUGGAUUCCCAUCCUAAGAGCGCAGAUCCAAAUCACAACAUUUGCGGAGCUGCCAAGAAUCCGCCGGGUGCCAACUGCGCAGCAACGGGCGGGCCCAAGGACCUGGAUGAUUGCUUCAAGUUCAUGUGGGACACCUGGAGAAGCCAGUCGAAGUGGACAGAGAAGAAGCUCAAAGAGUCUACAGCUGACUGGCAGAUCAUCGCUACACACUUCCAGUGUGGGCACCAGGCGCAGUGGUACAAGAAGCUACAUCAGGAGCUCGGCUUAGAUCUUCUAGUGACAGGCCACACACAUGUGCAGAACAUCUUCGACAAGUGGUCCGUCCUAGGUGGGUUAACCUGCUUCAUUACGGGCGGUGGCGGUGGCAUCACAUCGGAAGUCUCGCCCGAAAAUGAGCGCUCAACGGCCUAUGGGUUCUUUGACCUUAUCUUCACGAAGGAUGAGAUUAAGCUUGAGUCCAUCAACUUCCGAGGGAACAAGGUCGGCAGCGCCACCGUGACGCCCGUCGCUAGGAAUGUGACGGAUGCGUAG
Molecule: messenger RNA, 1815 nt
Organism: Symbiodinium sp. CCMP2456
Lineage: Eukaryota; Dinophyceae; Suessiales; Symbiodiniaceae
Source: the annotation of a GenBank genome assembly